CCCUGCCCCACUGCCCAUUCUGACCCAACCGACCCCCCUCCACGCCUCUCCCCUUCAUCCCCAACCCAGCACCACCUGCUGCAACCCUCAGCCCUGCAGUCCAACCAGCUCCCCUCCCUCUAAACCCUGGCACCCAUUCCACCCACCCACCCAGCCUGCUCCACCUCCUAUCCACCUGCAACUCCAGCCCCCGCACAUCCUCCCCUCGCCCCCGCACAUCCUCCAAACCCCAUUUCCUACCCCAGACCUCCCCUCAAUCCAGUCCGAGUCAGGAGAGAGGGCGUCAGCUGAGCUGAGAGGUGUUGAUACGUGUGGAGGGGAAGGAGUUUGUGGGAACACAGGGAGGGUGUGCUUGGAUUUUCCCAUUGCUCCAGUCUGGAACGAGUGAGGGGGAAGAUCCUGUGAGCAGCACCACAGCUCUCAGUCCCCGUGAAGGCGAGCAGUGAGCAGUGAGCAGGUGCAGACAGCUCACGCCUCUGAUCGGGAGGGAUGGGGUGUCUGCGAAUGUGUUUGUGUGUGAGCGACUGGAGCUUCCUAUCUGGAGCAGGGAUACAGGCCGAUGUGAGGGGUCGGAGAGGGAGAGAUGGAGCAGAGAAUCGCCCCUGGAGCCCCAGGGGUGAAGAACAGAGUGAUCCAGGCACCUCGUCAGCCGCCAUGGCCAACCAGACAGACCUGGUCAACGUAAAUGGCUGCGUGACCCCUUCGCUGACCCUCGACCUCCGGUCCUCGCACAAUGAGCUGCUCAACGCGGACCUGAAGCGCGGUCCCCAGCCCAAGGGCCGCAAGGUUUACGCUUCGACGGACCUACAGGCUGCCAUGGGGUUGGCCACGGACACCACCAACACCAAGUGGAUGAAGGAGGGGCGGAACCAGAUGCGCAAGGCGGCGGAGCACGAGAGGCAGGACCAGAACCGAAACAUCACCAAGGGAGAAGGAGGAGAGGAGAGGGCAAACCUGGAGCAGGCUGGCUCUCCGGCCAAGGUGCAGGCUGUCAGCGAGCCUGUUCCCAGCAGGAACAACGGCUUCCUCAGUUACUACAUGGGGCUGGAGCUGUCCCUGGAGGGCAGCUCCCAGAACGCGGACACACAGCAGCCUCUCCUCCUCCACCUGCACCAAGGAGACUGUGAGAGCUGUCCAGUGGAAGCAGGCGGUCAGCUCCCGGUCAAUGGGGAGCAGCCGGCAGACCACGCUGCCGAUGGCAGGCUGGACAUUCCCCUGGAGGCUCCCUGCGACGACAGGAAGGGAUCAUGCCUGUUCUUUGGGAUGAGGAACACGGCUGCCAGUGACGAGGACUCCAGUUGGACCAGCCUGUCCCAAGGCAGCGUGUCCUGGAGUUCACCCGACGAUAUGGAUCCUAUCUGGAAUCGGAACUCGUUUGAGACAGAUGCGGACUUGCCGGCGGGCUGGAUGAGGGUGCGCGACACCUCAGGGACUUACUACUGGCACAUUCCCACUGGGACCACACAGUGGGAGCCGCCAGCUCCCAUUGGCGAGCAGAAGGAGGGCUCCCGAAAACCCUCCAUCAUGUCACAGUGCACAACGCCCUCGGAGGAGCAGCAGCUGACGUGGACCGGUUUGUCUGCAGGCGAUAAGUGCGAUGAUGCCAACAUUUGGAAGGAGGUGCCAACCCCGACUGAGACCACAGACACCAGCCUGAAGGACUUUGAAGGGGCAACAUUACGAUACGCAUCAUUGAAUCUUGGGGGUCCAGCAGAAGAGGAUAGCGCCAAAAAAUUCAUAAACAUUGAUGAUGAGUCAAAGUGUUUUGCAGUCCAGUCGCUGGGCUGGGUGGAGAUGUUGGAGGAAGACCUGGCUCCAGGGAAGAGCAGUGUUGCCGUCAACAACUGCAUCCGACAACUGUCCUACCACAAGAGCAACCUGCACGACGGGGCUGGCACGUGGGGUGAGGGGAAAGAGAUGCUGCUACUUCUGGAGAACGACACCCUGAAUCUGAUCGACCCUGUCAGCCAAAACCUGCUCCACACACAGCCCAUUGUCAGCAUACGGGUGUGGGGUGUCGGGCGUGACAAUGGGCGGGACUUUGCCUACGUCGCCAGGGACAGGCUGACUAGGGUGCUGAAGUGUCACGUGUUCCGCUGUGACACCCCAGCCAAGGCCAUCGCCACCAGGCUGCACCAAGUCUGCUCCAAGAUCAUGGCAGACAGGAAGGACACCAAGGCCUCAAUGAAUGGACUGCUCAUCGACCACUCUAAACUGGUGGACGUCCCCUUCCAAGUGGAGUUCCCGGUGCCCAAGAGUGAGCUGGUGCAGAAGUUCCAGGUGCUGUAUUUGGGAAAUAUCCCAGUGACCAAACCUGUAGACACGAGGCGCCUCUCGCCAGCGGGGCUGCUGGGAGCCAGUCGUGGCUCAGAGCUGCAGAGAUCAGGUAUGGAUGUAAUUAACAGUGCCCUGGAGAACACCACACUCAACAGCAGCAGAGAGAGCUGGACGCCUGUCAUUGUCAAUGUGGCUUCCGCGACAGUCACCAUCGUCAGUGAGGAGAGCGGUGCAGUUCUCUCAGAGUGUCGGGUCCGGUUCCUCUCGUUCAUGGGUGUCGGCCGGGAUGUACAUACUUUCGCCUUCAUCAUGGCCUCUGGCCCUGAGCAGUUCGACUGCCACAUGUUCUGGUGUGAGCCCAACGCUGCGGGACUCUCUGAGGCCGUGCAGGCUGCCUGCAUGCUCCGGUACCAGAAGUGUCUGGACGCCCGUCCCCCAGGACUGGGGGCCUCGCCCACGGUGCCAUGCGCGGACUCGGUCGCCAGGAGGGUUGGAUCCAGCGUCAGGAAGGGGGUGCAGUCACUGCUGGGCUCCCUCAAACCCAAGCGGUCCGGUUCCCAGACCCCCUGAGGGCCCCCAUCUCACCCACCCACCCACCA
Messenger RNA from Pristis pectinata (smalltooth sawfish), 2876 nucleotides. RefSeq names its product amyloid beta (A4) precursor protein-binding, family B, member 1 (Fe65) (gene apbb1). Gene Ontology annotation, molecular function: amyloid-beta binding; transcription factor binding. The record is from RefSeq and is a predicted model, not a curated record. NCBI's taxonomy places the organism in Eukaryota, Metazoa, Chordata, Chondrichthyes, Rhinopristiformes, Pristidae. Bases 490 to 2847 code for a protein of 785 amino acids. Gene Ontology annotation, biological process: regulation of DNA-templated transcription. Gene Ontology annotation, cellular component: cytoplasm; nucleus. The transcript has 15 exons.